Molecule: messenger RNA, 628 nt
Organism: Lolium rigidum
Lineage: Eukaryota; Viridiplantae; Streptophyta; Magnoliopsida; Poales; Poaceae
Product: putative lipid-transfer protein DIR1
Exons: 1
Coding region: 39-353 (104 amino acids)
Biological process (GO): systemic acquired resistance
Molecular function (GO): fatty acid binding
Source: RefSeq, a predicted model, not a curated record
CAAACCACCUAGAAAUCGACGAGAAACCAGAAGCAUCCAUGGCAAAGCCACAGGCAUUGGCUGCAUCACUGCUGCUCUUCUUGGUGGUCUACCUCGCCGCAAUAGAGGGUGCUCAUGGCAUCUGCGGCUUGUCGAACGGCGAAUUCAAGCUUUGCCAGCCCGCAGCGGCGGUGAACAACCCCACGGACAGCCCCUCGUCUGAGUGUUGUGCCGCGCUUGGGAAGGCUAACCUGUCGUGCAUCUGUCGUUACAAAGGCGUCGCCGGCGUAUGGCUGAGAAUGUACCACAUAGAUGCCAACCGUGCCAUGGCGCUUCCCGGCAAGUGCGGUCUCACUAUGCCCAGCAACUGCUAGUGAGGAUCGGACGUACUACAUAUGUAUGCUGUCCGUCUACAUAUGUAUCAACACUUAUACGGCUAGCUAAAUAAGUGGAGGAGCACUUGAAAUGCUUUGUGCUACUACUCGAUCUUUCCGGGGUUGUACGAUUUCACCUGUGCUUAAUUAUCUCAGUAAGCUCUGGAUGAAUACUCAUGUAUGCUGGAAUUGUAAUGAUGGCAAAAGGUGCCUGCCUUACUUGGAGGAUUAAAUGCAAGUUCCAGAAUUAUUAUAUUAUCUGGUUUAAUUUUCUA